AUGUCCGUCGAGCUCGACCCCGUAGAGCUUGGUUUCAAGCGACCCUUCCAGCACGAGGUGUCGCAGACCCUCCGCUUGAAGAACCCGCACUCUGACCCGAUUGCCUUCAAGGUGAAAACCACGGCCCCCAAGCAAUACUGCGUGAGACCGAACAGCGGACGCAUCGAGCCUGGCAAGGAUGUCGAAGUUCAGAUUCUCCUCCAAGCCAUGAAGGAGGACCCACCGCCAGAUGCGAAGUGCCGCGACAAGUUCCUGGUGCAAUCUGUACUCGUCACCGCAGACAAGGAGUUCACCAACGUUGGAUCUCUGUGGUCGCACAUUGAGCAAACCGCCAAGUCUUCCAUUCAAGAGAAAAAGAUCAGGGUUCUCUUCCUCGCUCCCGACGAUGCCUCCUCCAGCGCAACUCCCGCAAGAACCAACGGUGUUAGCCGCGAUUCGAUGCUCUCUUCUCCGUCACCCGAGGCCGUGACUCCCCAGCGUGGCGUAUCAGACGCUUCGGGGCCUGUCUCCGUUCCCCAGGACCGCCCGUCAGACAGCAAGAACUUGGGAGAGAUUAGGAACGAGGCAUACAACCCAGCAACGGGCGGCAACAUGCAGUCGAGCUUCAGCUCUGCCGCUGGGACCGUCUCUAAUGCUCUACCAUCCUCGAGCGAUGUCGAGGCUCAGCUUGCUGAAGCCAAGGCGCAGAUUGCGCGAUUGACACAGCAAGUUAGCGAGGCGACCGGUCUCCGCCAGCGAAAGACAGGAUCCGCGCAGGACUCGAAGCAAGAAACAUCGUCCUCGCUAAGCACACAGCAAGCUCCCGCAGGCGGUGUGUCUGUCCAGAUCACAGCCCUUCUGUGCCUCAUCAGCUUCCUGAUUGCUUACUUCCUCUUCUAA
Molecule: messenger RNA, 879 nt
Organism: Alternaria burnsii
Lineage: Eukaryota; Fungi; Ascomycota; Dothideomycetes; Pleosporales; Pleosporaceae
Product: msp domain containing protein
Exons: 6
Coding region: 1-879 (292 amino acids)
Biological process (GO): endoplasmic reticulum membrane organization
Cellular component (GO): endoplasmic reticulum membrane; plasma membrane
Molecular function (GO): FFAT motif binding
Source: RefSeq, a predicted model, not a curated record